Molecule: messenger RNA, 1822 nt
Organism: Telopea speciosissima
Lineage: Eukaryota; Viridiplantae; Streptophyta; Magnoliopsida; Proteales; Proteaceae
Product: protein NRT1/ PTR FAMILY 6.3
Exons: 4
Coding region: 36-1811 (591 amino acids)
Biological process (GO): response to nitrate; transmembrane transport; oligopeptide transport
Cellular component (GO): membrane
Molecular function (GO): nitrate transmembrane transporter activity
Source: RefSeq, a predicted model, not a curated record
CAAACUGAUAGGGAGCAGUUUGGGAUAGGGAAAAUAUGGAUCUCCCUGAGAUCAAGGAAAACACCUUAUCAGAUGCUUGGGAUUACAAGGGCCGCCUUGCCGAGAGAUCCAAAACGGGCGGCUGGACAAGUGCAGCCAUGAUCCUAGGUGUUGAGAUGUGCGAGAGGCUAACGACGCUAGGCAUAGGCGUGAAUUUGGUCACUUACCUGACGAACACUAUGCAUUUGGGCAACGCCACCGCUGCCAACACCGUUACCAACUUCUUGGGCACCUCCUUCAUUCUUUGCCUGUUCGGCGGCUUCAUCGCCGAUACCUUUCUCGGCAGGUACCUCACCAUAAGCAUCUUCGCCGCAGUUCAAGCCACAGGAGUGACGGUAUUGACGAUAUCCACCGUGAUCCCUAGCUUGCGACCACCGAGUUGCACCGCCGGUGAUUCCUGCGUCCAGGCAAGAGGUUUACAACUGUCGGUGUUAUACCUCGCGUUGUAUCUCACCGCACUCGGUACAGGCGGUGUGAAAUCAAGUGUAUCUGGAUUCGGGUCAGACCAAUUCGAUGACUUAGACCCGAAAGAGAGAACCCAGAUGACUAAGUUCUUUAACUGGUUCUUCUUCUUCAUAAGCAUCGGAUCAUUGGCAGCAGUGACAAUCUUGGUUUAUAUUCAAGACAACCUGGGUAGGUAUUGGGGUUACGGCAUCUGCGCCGCUGCAAUCCUGAUCGGGCUCUCGGUUUUCUUAUCGGGCACGAGACGGUACCGAUUCAAGAACCUGAUGGGAAGCCCACUCACUCAUAUCGCAACGGUGUUUGUUGCUGCUUGGAGGAAGAGAGAAAUGGAAUUACCGUCCGAUCCAUCGCUCCUGUACGAGAUUCACGAUAGUGACAACAAUGAAGAGAUAAAGAAAUGGAAGAAACAGAGACUUCCUCGCACUAAACAGUUCAAUUUUCUAGACAAGGCGGCGAUCAAAGAAGCCGACGCGGACCAAGGUUGGGGUGUGGUAAACAAAUGGCGGUUACAGACGGUAACGGACGUGGAGGAAGUGAAGAUGGUGAUACGAAUGGUACCAAUAUGGGCCACCACCAUAAUGUUCUGGACGGUGUACGCUCAGAUGUCGACGUUCUCCGUAUCACAGGCCACCACUAUGGACCGACAUAUCGGCAGUUCAUUCCAAAUCCCACCUGCCUCUCUUACGGUUUUCUUCGUGGGCAGUAUACUUCUCACCGUCCCUGUCUACGACCGUUUCAUCGUGCCUCUCACCCGCCGCAUAUCUCAAAACCCACAAGGCCUCACCCCGUUGCAACGCAUCGCUGUGGGCCUCGUGUUUUCUAUGCUCGCUAUGGUAGCCGCGGCGCUGUCCGAGUUGAAGCGGUUGACAGUGGCGAGAUCGCACGGCUUGACGGAUGAUCCGAAGGCCGUAAUACCUCUGAGUGUGUUCUGGUUGGUCCCACAGUUCUUCUUUGUGGGGGCAGGGGAGGCUUUCACUUACAUUGGGCAGCUUGAUUUCUUUCUAAGGGAGUGCCCGAAAGGAAUGAAGACCAUGAGCACGGGCAUGUUCUUGACCACGCUCUCGCUUGGGUUCUUCUUGAGUUCAUUACUAGUCUCUAUAGUACACAAGGUGACCGGCAACGGGAAUCCGUGGUUACCCGAUAACUUGAACCAAGGGAGGCUCUACAAUUUUUACUGGCUGUUGGCGGUUUUGAGUGGGGUGAAUCUGGGUUUUUAUCUGAUGGCUAGUACAUGGUACGUGUACAAGGAGCGUAGGUUUACGGAGGAGGAGAUUGUAUUAGAGAAAACUGAGGGCGCUUGUCAUGCUUGAGCCGUUAAUCC